Molecule: messenger RNA, 6339 nt
Organism: Ylistrum balloti
Lineage: Eukaryota; Metazoa; Mollusca; Bivalvia; Pectinida; Pectinidae
Product: cullin-associated NEDD8-dissociated protein 1-like
Exons: 33
Coding region: 116-3838 (1240 amino acids)
Biological process (GO): protein ubiquitination; SCF complex assembly
Cellular component (GO): nucleus
Source: RefSeq, a predicted model, not a curated record
UGUGCUAGUUAUUUUGCGCAUGGAUCUUGGAAGAAAACAUUCAGAGACUGAUUCGGGAAAAGGGAAAUAGAUAUAUAUUGUCAGGGCCACAUUGCAGCUCAAACAUACAUCCAAAAUGGCCAGUGUUUCGUACCACAUCGCAAAUCUUCUGGAGAAGAUGACCUCCAAUGACAAAGAUUUCCGAUUCAUGGCCACAAAUGAUUUGAUGACAGAGCUGCAGAAAGAUUCUAUCAAAUUAGAUGAUGACAGCGAGAGAAAAGUUGUAAGAAUGCUGUUGAAACUGUUGGAAGAUAAAAAUGGAGAAGUACAGAACUUGGCUGUAAAGUGCCUGGGCCCACUGGUGAACAAAGUGAAGGAGUUCCAGGUGGAGACUAUCGUUGAUACUCUGUGUAAUAACAUGAUAUCAACAAAGGAACAACUCCGUGACAUCUCUAGUAUAGGUUUGAAGACAGUUAUCAGUGAACUGCCUCCUUCGUCCACUGCCCUGGCUGCCAGUAUAUGUAAAAAGAUUACUGGACGAUUGACCAGUGCUAUUGCUAAGCAAGAAGAUAUGUCUGUUCAGUUAGAAGCUUUAGAUAUACUGGGAGAUUUGCUGAGCCGAUUUGGAGGUCUCCUUAUCAGUUUCCAUCCCAGUAUAAUGCAGUCACUACUACCCCAGCUGUCUAGCCAACGUCUGGCUGUGAGGAAACGUGCGAUCAUUGCUAUUGGCUACCUGGUGAUGAGCUGUAAUAACCCUCUGUUCAUGGAGCUGAUUGAGUUCUUACUAACGGAACUCAACAAAAAUGCCACCACGUCCACCACCAGGACUUACAUACAGUGUAUUGGUACCAUCAGUCGACAGGCAGGACAUAGAUUCGGAGAACACCUUCAGAAGAUGGUACCACCCAUUGUCAGGUUCUGUAAGGAAGAAGAUGAUGAACUGCGAGAGUACUGUCUUCAGGCCUUUGAGUCAUUUGUGAGGCGAUGUCCGAAGGAGAUCUCGCCAUUUGUCACAGAGGUUAUAAAGAUCUGCCUACGGUACAUUUGCCAUGACCCUAAUUAUAACUAUGACGAUGAUGAAGAUGGUGACGCUAUGGAAAUGGAGGAGGAAGAGGAAGAAGAUGAUGAUGAAGAGGAGUACAGCGAUGAUGAUGACAUGAGCUGGAAAGUGCGACGAGCUGCAGCCAAAUGUCUUGAUGCUAUUAUUGGUACACGACACGAGAUGUUAGUUGAAUUCUACAGAACAGUUUCACCAGCUCUCAUAGCAAGAUUCAAAGAGAGAGAAGAAAAUGUGAAGGCCGACAUAUUCCAUGCCUAUAUCACACUGUUAAGACAGACGAGACCAAACAUCACAUCAGAUCCAGACGCGAUGGACCAGGACGGCGGUCCUUUGAGUCAGCUGCAGGGUCAGAUUCCAGACAUCGUCAAAGCCAUACACAAACAGCUAAAAGAGAAGAGUGUAAAGACUAGGCAAGGCUGCUUCAGUCUGCUAACGGAAUUAGUUCUUGUACUUCCUGGCGCUCUGACAGACCAUCUCCAGGCCCUUGUACCAGGCAUCCAGUACUCUCUUGGUGACAAGAACUCCAGCUCUAACAUGAAGAUUGAUACCCUGUCUUUCCUGAACUGUAUUCUGUCACACCACAAUCCUGUGGUCUUCCAUGCCCAUAUCAAAGUCCUUGUGCCGCCGGUAGUCCAUUCUGUGGCUGAUCCCUUCUACAAAAUUACCUCUGAAGCACUACUGGUCACACAGCAACUUGUCAAGGUUAUUCGACCUUUAGAAGUGCCAGUGAAAUUUGAGUACAAGCCGUAUGUAAAGGACCUCUACUCCUGUACUCUGGCAAGGUUAAAGGCAGCUGACAUAGACCAGGAAGUGAAGGAGAGAGCUAUAUCAUGCAUGGGCCAGAUAAUCCGUAACCUCGGUGAUAGUCUGUCUGCAGAAUUGAAAGAGUGUUUACCUAUUUUCUUGGAAAGAUUAAAAAAUGAAAUCACCAGAUUAACAGCAGUGAAGGCUCUCACUAUGAUUGCUGGGUCUCCACUAAAUAUUGAUCUACGCCCUAUACUGGAUGAAGGCAUACCAAUUUUGGCUUCCUUUUUGAGAAAGAACCAGAGAGCUUUGAAAUUGAGCACACUGACAUGUUUGGAUGUAUUGGGGAAAAACUAUGGCACUGCCUUAACAACAGGAAUGAUCUACGAAAUGAUGAAGGAAAUGCCACCUUUAAUCAGUGAAAAUGAUCUCCAUGUGUCACAGCUGACAUUGCACCUGUUGACGUCGAUAUCUAAGAUCCACAAGUCAUGUAUGGCGACCAUUCCUAAUGAAAUUCUACCCCAGAUACUUCUGUUGAUUCAAUCACCACUACUUCAGGGCGGGGCACUGGGCUCACUCCUUGAAUUUUUCCAGGCUUUAGUGGCCACAGGACUCCCGAAACUUGGCUUUAGAGACUUGCUGCAGAUGCUGAUUCGCCCAGUAUACAACCCUCCCUCUAGUGUUCAAUCCUCCAGCAAUGCAUUCGCUGUCCACAAACAGGCAUUCCAUUCCAUAGCCAAAUGUAUGGCAGCCCUGACAGUGAAGAGUCCAUCUCAGGCCAACAAUGUUGUAAACCAAUUUGUUAGUGAUGUGUGUAAUGCGAAAUCAUCUGAUUCUAUCAAGUUAUUUGCUUUAUUAGCUUUAGGAGAAAUAGGAAAACACAUUGAUGUCAGUAACCAUGGAGAGAUCCAACUCGUUAUAUUAGAGUCAUUCUCCUCAUUAAACGAAGAAGUCAAAGCUGCAGCAUCCUAUGCCCUUGGUAAUGUCAGUGUUGGCAACUUGAACAAGUUCUUGCCAUUUGUUCUUAAAGAGAUAGAAAAUCAGCCAAAGCGACAGUAUCUCCUUCUACACUCUCUGAAAGAGAUUAUAAGCUGUGAGUCAGGAUCCUCAACAGGAGUGGAUAACCUCAAGCCCUAUGUUCAAACUAUCUGGACAAUGUUAUUCCAUCACUGUGAAUGUCCUGAGGAAGGUACAAGGAAUGUUGUGUCUGAAUGCCUCGGCAAACUCACACUGAUCGACCCAACAGCUCUCCUCUCCAGUCUCAAACAACACCUCAACAACCAAUCAGCUCUCACCAGGAGUACUGUUGUCACGGCAAUAAAAUUUACUAUUUCUGAUCAACCUCAAGGUAUAGACCCAUUACUUCGUAAUUGUAUUGGUGACUUCCUAAAGACUCUACAGGACCCUGACCUGAAUGUGAGGCGAGUGGCCUUGGUCACGUUUAACUCUGCAGCUCACAACAAACCUUCCCUGAUCCGGGACCUGUUGGACAAUGUACUGCCCCAUUUGUAUAACGAAACCAAAGUUAGGAAAGAACUGAUUAGAGAAGUAGAAAUGGGUCCAUUUAAACACACGCUGGAUGAUGGAUUAGACAUACGAAAGGCUGCAUUUGAGUGUAUGUAUACCCUCCUGGACUCCUGUCUGGAUCGACUAGAUAUAUUUGAAUUCCUGAACCAUGUUGAGGAUGGACUCAAGGAUCACUAUGACAUUAAAAUGUUGACAUACCUCAUGUUGGUGCGACUUGCCCAUCUCUGUCCCAGUGCGGUCUUACAACGUUUGGAUCGACUUGUAGAGCCUCUGAGAGCAACAUGCACAACUAAGGUCAAGGCCCACUCUGUCAAACAAGAAUUUGAAAAGCAGGAUGAACUUAAGCGGUCAGCCAUGAGGGCAGUAGCCUCCCUGUUAGCUAUACCUGAUGCAGAUAAAAGCGCUCAGAUGAAUGAGUUCCUGUCCCAGAUCAAGUCUACAACAGAACUAUGUAGUAUGUUUGAAAGCAUACAGAAAGAUGCCCAAUCCACAUCAUCUACUGACAUUAUCGUCAUGGAUACUAGCUGAAGACAUAUCAACAGACUGUGCUCAAUGUUGUAUUUUGCUAAUAGGUGAUAAUGUGGAGAGAUAAUCCUAUAACUUUCAGGUUGCCUUUCACUGCGGAGACUGGAUAAAGCUGCACAUCGCAUGGCACUAUAGCCCAAAAAUACAGAACCAGGUCUUUUCCUGAGCAAGGAUUGGACAGCAUAGUCCCAUUUGAAAGUCUCAAACUUAAGUCAUUAAUUUUUUUAAAGAAAUAUUUCAAAUCUUGGACCCCAUAUAGUGUGAAUUUAACCUUCACUGACUUAUUUUCAUACUAAAUAUUGAAAUAAAGAAUUCAUUUAAACAUUGUGGGCUAUUUAAAGCUUGCUGGCUUACCAGACUUCUGAAAGUCACAGUUAUGACAAAAGAGUUACUUUCAGGGUAAUUAUGGUCAUACUUGGUGCAUAUAAUUUAUGUCAGAGCUACUUUAUGUUAUCAGUUUGCUUAAAUACUUUGAAAGUGUUUUCUGGAAGAAUUUUUCAGAACAUGCCUGUACAGUUGUACUCAACAUGUGAUGUUGUACAACUUUGAUAGAAAUUCUCUUUGUUUUAACGUUCAAUGGGAAGUUAUUGUUUGAUAAAAUUCUGCAAUCAAAUAUAUAAAUGAAGUGGAUGAUAGUAUAUGACAGUAUUACAUAAUUUAUAUGUAAGUGUGGCUUGAAUGAUACAUUAUUAUAAUGUGAUAAAUAAAGUGCUAUUUCUACAGUGUAUAAUACGCAGUUCGAACUAAUGAUAUAAUUUUUUUGUAGAUAGAGAUAAUCGUCUCGUAUUAGAUUUCAAGAAAGCUUUCCAGAAUGUGCUGUGGCAAGGCACAUGUCAAAAAUAUGUAUUACCGUAAUUAUCUGUCAAUAAGCCCAUGCCUGGUAAUAAUCCCUCAUAUAUUUGCUGUUAAAUAAAAUUACCAACAAGUGCUAUGUCAGUGUUUUGUAAUAUGCCCAGCCCUUGAGUGUAAUAUGUCUGCUCUUGGGGCUUAAUGUAGGAUGAAUAUGGUAUAAUCUUGUUGAUCUUCAAAGAGCUAUAUGUAUUCAUUUUCCCAAACCAAAUUUCUUAAAUUUCAACUUUACACUGCUGAAAAUGCCGUUUAGAGGGUAAUACUGUGAUGUAGUUGAGGAAAUUUUGAGUUCGAAAGGUGGCAAGAGAUUUACUAGUGAGAACUAUUUAGAUGAGAGAUAACCCCACUAUUAGCAGAUUUGUGUCUUUCUGUUUCUGAUUGUUUGUUCAUUUGUGCAAGCAGAUGUGUCAGUUUAAAAUUACAUGUACUCUUGUGUGAUAACCCUAGAACUGACCUUAUCGAAAGGUUGCCAUAGAAUCUUGUUUCAUAGCAAAUCUGUACCACAGGAAAGGCUAGUCAAAUCAAGAUGGUGUUUCAGUUUACUCUGUGCUGUUCUUGUACACCAGUUGGAUCAGGGUUGACUGUUUAUAAAAUAAGGAUACACAUGUUUAUCUGAUUUGCUUGCUGUCUUGACAAUGCCCAUCAAGACCUGUAUUGAUAUCUGAAGGUCCAUUAUGAUGUACGCCUGCAAGAUGACAUUUAAAAUGUGGACAAAUCUGUCUGUCUACAUAAACAAAAGUAGCUGUCAUUAUGGUAGGGUAACUGAUUAAUCCCCAGCUUUAAUGCAUGUGGUAAUUAUGGUCAGUCAUUGUCCAUGUGGGAAUGAAACACAUUUUAGAUAAUAGAAACGGAUUGAAUCAUUAAUGGUUUAUUAACCUUGGGAAAACAGCUGAGCAAAAUGUCCGCAUUGGAGUUUCUUUCAAUGUAUUGUAAUUAAACUUGUAAGGAUCAUGAUAUUUUUAGGAAAAAACAUUUCUGUAAGGUGUUGUACCCUUACAAAGAUAUUAGGCAACAUAGCUGUAGGCAAUGCUAUGCCACGGGAAAUCUUCGUCAAUAUCAGAGGUAACAUCCAGCACUCUGAGAAAACUUCAAGCAGGUUUUUGUUAUGGCUGAGUUUGAGGCGAUUUGUUACAAAUCAUGAGCCCUGGCAUAGUGCUAACUUGGUUUUAAGUGACGGGUUCCAGCAAAUUAGUGCUAACUUGUAAUAGUGCUGCCUCUCUUUUAAUACUUAGUUCUACUCCAACACAAGUGAAAGUUUAUGUAGUAUGCCAUACAGAUAUACUACAGCUUGGUCCUUGGUAGAUAGACUUCACUAUGGGCCCUAGUAUAACUUAGUUCAGCCCCACUGUUAGUGCUGAAAUUGUUGCAUUUUAGUUGAUAAUUGAUAAUUAGCCAAACCUUGAAUUUAAAAUAAAUAUAAGAUAAGAUUAAAGUCUACUUUCCAUUCACACACAUUACAACUUCAUGAUUAUACACUGCCGUGGUGACUGUUUUAUCUACUCACAAAAAGAUGAAAUCUUGCAAUGUGAUAUCAUCAGAAUAAAUUAAAAAAGUGUUUUAAAACCUUCCUGGAUUACAUGUAUAUCAGUAUAUAAAUUUGCUGUAGUUUUCUUACCCACCUUGGGGAUUAAAUGUUUUGAUUUAAAAUCACAAAA